Messenger RNA from Fusarium verticillioides 7600, 1010 nucleotides. RefSeq lists its product as hypothetical. Lineage: Eukaryota; Fungi; Ascomycota; Sordariomycetes; Hypocreales; Nectriaceae. The coding region runs from base 67 to 675 and encodes 202 amino acids. The transcript has 2 exons. The record is from RefSeq and is a predicted model, not a curated record.
UGCAAAUCCCCUCAUGACGUACUAUCAAACCUCAACCAAACCUAAACCUACAUCGACAUAUUCACAAUGAAACCUCUUAUCGCCCUAACAGCUCUAUUCAGCCUAUCAACCGCCUCACAGUCUCCCCUCCGCGACAAUCAAAUGCCCCUCCCCAAACCUCCCAUCCCUCUAAAAGGCCAUCUCCCUCUAAUGUCUCCCGACCAACCCUCCGUCCAGCCCUCCGUCGCCCUCGGCGACAUCCUAGGCUCCAACCGCGGCCUAACAUCGUUCUCAUCCUUCGCGCGCAUGCAGCCCUCCACUGAUACACGACUCAGCGACCUAUCAACGAAUACCACUGUUCUUGCGCCGCUGAACUCAGCUGUUGAUGCGCUCCCGCGCAAACCGUGGGAACAACCCGCUGAUUAUAACACUUUUGGCGCUGAUGCGUAUGAGGGUGAUGGGGGGCAAGAUAGGGCGAGGGAGAAUAUGAGACGGUUUGUGGAGGCGCAUCUUGUGCCUGUCAGCCCGUGGGAGAAGGGGGAGAAGAGUAAGACGCUGGGGGGCAAGGAGGUUUGGUGGGAGGUUAAGGAGGGACGGAGGGUUAUUAUGCCUGAUGAGGUUGAGGUUGAGAAGGUUGCUAGUCAGGUUGGGAAUGGAGAACUGUGGAUUCUGAAAGGAGUUUUGAACUACGCCUAGACAGCGCUGGCGGGUACAGAUACACGAAUAAUGAUAGAUUGAUGAUUAAGCAAGUUGGAUACAGCUAGAUGUUUGCGCAAGAUUUCGGGAUACUUUCUUAUGGGCAGUGAUAUCUAGGAUAAUACACGAGGUUCAAAGAUAUCACCAUGCAUCAGUCUGCUAUUCAUCCAGUAUAUUGAUUAGGUCAACAUGUUCGUCGCCGGUAUCAUCUAUCCGAACUCCCAGAAACAACACCCUCCGAAACAGACAUAAAUUACAACAAGGACUAUACCUCUAGAACAAACUCCCUCCACUUUUUCGUCAUGCAGGCCAUUCUGCACAUGUCGCUCCAAACU